Aethina tumida (small hive beetle) is the source of this 542-nucleotide messenger RNA. Its product is annotated as neuropeptide-like protein 32. The record is from RefSeq and is a predicted model, not a curated record. NCBI's taxonomy places the organism in Eukaryota, Metazoa, Arthropoda, Insecta, Coleoptera, Nitidulidae. The coding region runs from base 94 to 372 and encodes 92 amino acids. The transcript is spliced from 2 exons.
AAAAUAAAUUCAAAAAAAUAUUUUUAAUUUAGUAUAAAUAAUAUUGGGAUGGACUCAAAAGCAUAGUUCUCAUACAGAGUUCGAAACAUCGAAAUGUUGAAGGAAAUUAUUCUAUUGUGUUUGUUGGUGGCCUUGGUUGCCGCCUAUCCUGACACGUCACCCUUCGAAAACAUCGAGGAUCUUCCUGAAAUUGAAAUUGAAUCUGCAGGUCCGACUUUGGAAAGAGUUCGUCGUUAUGCCCAAUGGGGCCGCGGAUGGGGUGGCUAUGGAGGCGGUUACGGAGGAUGGGGACGUCAAGGUGGUUGGGGAGGAGGAUGGGGACGUCGUGGUGGCUGGGGAGGAGGAUGGGGACGUCGUGGUGGAUGGUAUUAAUAUGAAAUAUUAUGUUGAAUAUUAAAUACAAAAAAGUUUAUUGUUAACUAUUACGUUUCAUUUUAUUCAUUUAUGAAUUAAACUUCAACAUCUUCAAGACAUAAACAAAAGAUAAAUAAAUUAAAUGUACACAAAAUUAUUAAUCAAAAUAAUAAAUGAUUAAAUUUAUA